Messenger RNA from [Torrubiella] hemipterigena, 936 nucleotides. NCBI's taxonomy places the organism in Eukaryota, Fungi, Ascomycota, Sordariomycetes, Hypocreales, Clavicipitaceae. The record is from the annotation of a GenBank genome assembly.
AUGCUAAAUGCAAGAGACUACAACGCAUUGGAUUUGGCUCAGCCAACUAACUUUAGGGCGAUGCUGAAGAGUGGCGAGCUACUCUGGGGCACAAGCUGCAGAAUUCCUCAUGAAGAGGCCGCUCGUGUUGUAGCAACUCUGCCGCAUCAGUUUUGUUUUCUUGACUCUGAACACAGUCCUCUGAACCCGACGCUGCUUGCUAGUCUGAUCAAGACUAUUCAGUACACUUCAAAUGGUUCCAUGGUGCCUUAUAUUCGGUUGGCACCCAAUAUGCCGGAUCUAAUCAAUUAUGUUCUAUUAGCUGGAGCUGGAGGUAUCGUCCAACCACACGUGCAAAACGCAGAGCAGGCGAGGCAACUCGUAAGUUUGGCCAAGUUUCCCCCACUGGGUUCGCGUAGUUAUCCACCACUGGCGCUUUUCGGGAAGCAAACGUCUACAAAGCCCGGAGAGACCGUCUACGACGUCUGGAACAAUCACGCAGCAGUGUUUGCGCAAAUUGAGGACGUGGAGGGCGUUGCCAAUGUCGAAGAGAUUGCAGCUGUUCCCGGAAUCGAUGCAUUGAUGGUGGGAGCUGGCGAUUUGCGCUGUUCCAUGGGCCUCGAAGUCGGCAGCCAGGAUGGCGAUGAGCCUGUCUUCCUUGAAGCUAUGGAAAAGAUCCAGCGCGCAGCAGACAAGAAUGGUCUUGCUGUUCUGGGGUUUGCCAUGACGCCCGAGAUUUUGGAGAGAAGGCUAAAAUUGGGAUGGCGGGCAUUUAUUGUGCACUCGGACGGCGCUGGUGUCUUUAAGUCUGGCAUGAAGGCCUUUGAGGACAGUACUUCCCAGGCCAAGAUUAUUGUCAACGGUAUUUCUGCGUUGAAUGGUAAUGGUUCGACUAAUGGUUCGACUAAUGGGCAUUGAUAUGUAGCUCCAGUGGACAGCGGUUGCACUAGGUAGGUA